AUGUCCGCGUCGCCCUCCCUCGAGAAGGCGGUGCCCGAAUCCCCCUUUGCGGGCCCGGAGAAGGACAGGGAGAACGGUGUGAGUGCAAUCGAGGUGGAGGAGGACCCGGACGCGGAGUUUGGGGGGCGCGAGGCGCGCAGGCGGAUGGAGAAGAGGCUGUUGCGGAAAUUGGACAUGCGGAUGUCGAUUUUGAUCGUGAUUUAUAUUUUGAAUUAUAUUGAUCGGAAUAAUGCAUCGGCAGCGCGGCUUAGAGGUCUUGAAGCCGAUUUGCACCUUACGGGCCAACAGUUCCCGACGCUGUUGUCGAUUCUCUAUGUCGGAUACAUAUUGAUGCAGAUACCUUCGAAUUUGCUGUUGAAUUGGGUGGGGAAGCCGUCCUUGCACCUGCCGAUCUGUAUGAUCAUCUGGGGAAUUAUAUCCUGCCUGACGGGGGUUACGCAUAACUUCAUUGGCGCCCUUCUGACGCGGUUCUUCCUGGGCUUCGUCGAGGCCGCCUUCUUCCCCGGGGCGCUGUUCCUGAUCUCGAAGUGGUACAAACGAAGCGAGGUCGGGUUCCGGACGGCGAUCUUGUACUGCGGGAAUAUCAUCAGUAAUGCCUUCGGAUCAUUGAUUGCCUCGGGUAUCUUGGAUGGCAUGGAAGGCGUGCUGGGACACCAAGCAUGGAGGUGGCUCUUCUACAUCGAAGGCUCGCUCACCGUCUUCGUUGCCAUCUGCGCGAUCUUCAUCCUGCCCGACUUCCCGAUGACGACCAGGUGGCUCUCCGAGCCCGAGCGGAGGCUCGCCAUGCAGCGGCUCGAGGAGGAUGUCGGCGUAGGCGACCAGGCGGAGACGGAGGUCGGGCAGAUGCGCGGGCUCGCGAUGGCGCUCACGGACUGGAAGGUGUGGUGGCUGGCGCUCGCGAUGACUGCGCAGGUCCUGGCGCUCUCGUUCAACGCGUACUUCCCCACCCUCACGGCGACGCUGGGGUUUAAUACGACGGUGACGCUGCUGUUGUGCGCGCCGCCGUUCGUGUUUGCUGCUGCGGAGACGUUCGCGUUGCGCAGUCACUCGGACAUGCGUCGAGAACGGUUCUGGCAUAUUUCGAUAUCUCUAGGAGUCGGGAUUGUGGGGUACAUCAUCGCCAUAUGCACGAUGAACCUCGCGGCUAGAUAUGUUUCGCUAUUUUUGAUGGCACAGGGAUAUGCGGGGUUCACGGUGCUCUAUACGUGGAUGAGCAAUUCGUUCCCGAGACCACCGUCGAAACGGGCCGUAGCACUGGCUCUGAUGAAUGCCUUCUCACAGCUAGGAAACAUUGCUGGAUCGUAUAUCUGGCCGACAGCUUGGGGUCCGACAUAUGAAUACUCCUACGCGAUAUGCAUAUCCUGCGCGGGCUUGUGUAUAUUGAUGUGUUAUAUCUUCAAGCUGCACCUAGCACAUCUGAAUAGGAAGUUCGCUCAGCAAGAAGAGGAACAGGGGAUCAAAACGCCUGGGUUCCGAUAUAUUUUGUAA
Molecule: messenger RNA, 1488 nt
Organism: Gloeophyllum trabeum ATCC 11539
Lineage: Eukaryota; Fungi; Basidiomycota; Agaricomycetes; Gloeophyllales; Gloeophyllaceae
Product: MFS general substrate transporter
Exons: 9
Coding region: 1-1488 (495 amino acids)
Biological process (GO): transmembrane transport
Cellular component (GO): membrane
Molecular function (GO): transmembrane transporter activity
Source: RefSeq, a predicted model, not a curated record